AUGGCAACGUCUGCUGGAGUAUGGAAGCUGCUACUCGCUGUGGCAACAGCAACAUUAUUGUCAAUUGUCUGCAACGCUGCAGCAUCACAAACUUCAUCAACGACCGGAGGGCGCGAGCAGGCAACGGAAGUGCAUGCCAGCCAUGCCCACAAAAACACAGUUCAUGCCUAUGCAAAUCAUGUGGGACAACAACAACAACAACAUCAACAAUAUCAGCGACCAACGCAACAGCAGUAUUAUGACUCUCGGAGCAAUCAUAAUGGCAUUGCUACUCCCACCACAGCAACAGACUCAGCAGCAGAAAAUUCAGCUCGCCGCAGUUACAAUGGUUAUAGCCCCAAUGGUAGCAGCGGCGGCGGGGGCAGUGGUGCGGGUGGCUGGUUCGGUGCUUAUAAUGGCGGCAAUAGCGGCGGUGGCAGCAGUAGUAGUUACAACUUUGGGGCAGCAAAGCUUAAUGGUCUCACAAAUCUCGCUGGUUUGCGGCAUAUUAGUAGCGGUUUUGGCGGUAGUGCUGGUGGUCCAACAGCAGCUGCUUUGGUACAACAACAACAACAACAACAAAAACCAAUUUACGAACAACAGCAAGAAAACGAUUAUGGCGCAUCCGGCGCAGCAGGACAUUCCAGUGCUACUGCAUACUCAGCACCACAGUCAAACGAUAAAAUGUCCGAUGGCAAUUUUCUGCAUCGUUUCGAGCAUAAUUCUGGCGGUUAUGAUGAACUUUCAGACGCCUCUACAUACGCACAUCAGCAAUACUUCACGCCACAUGAUGGCCACUCCGGCUCCGAUUCGGGCAGUUCAUCUGCAUCUGGCGGUGAUGCGGAGGUUUCGUUUUCACACCAUCAUGGCGGUGAUGGUGGUGGUGGUGCUGGCGGUGAAGCUGAUGAGGGCUCUUCGGGGUCUUCAUAUGAUGAAUCCGCCAACUAUCUAUCCCAUGAGCAUCAUUCAGAAGGUGGACAUUCUCCAUCACAUGUAAUCAACUACAUUCCUUAUCCAGUGGUGAAAAAGGUGCACGUUCCCGUGCGUGAACCCGUUCAUAUACCAAUUUCGCAUGCGGUUAUCGUACCCGUCAACAAGCCGGUGCCCAUUCACGUCCCUGUAACGAAAAGCGUAGCUGUACCUGUUCAAAAAGAGCUCCGAGUGCCGGUAGAACGUGUGGUUCCAUAUCCGGUUGAGAAACCUGUGCCUGUGCCCGUGGAGAAGCGUGUACCAUUUGAGGUGAUUAAAUAUGUAACGGUCAAGGUGCCUCAUCCGUUCCCUGUCAAGGUGCCAGUGUUCAAGACCAUAUUGCACAAGGUGAAGAAGGGCGGCUCGUGGUAAGUACGUCGGAGAGCCGAAGCAGAACACUGGGUGGCAAGCUUUGCCUAACACAGCUCGGGAAUACACUGGAACAGUUACACAUCCACAUGUGCCCGUACAGACGAGUAUAUAUUAAUCCAUAGACUGUUGUUGUAUCGCUUUAAGC
Molecule: messenger RNA, 1465 nt
Organism: Anastrepha ludens (Mexican fruit fly)
Lineage: Eukaryota; Metazoa; Arthropoda; Insecta; Diptera; Tephritidae
Product: interleukin enhancer-binding factor 3-like
Exons: 2
Coding region: 1-1320 (439 amino acids)
Source: RefSeq, a predicted model, not a curated record